AUGGUGCUCAAGACCUGGGAGCGUCCCUUAUUCAUGGGACCCCUGGCAGCAGGCUGGCAGCUGCCGCUCGUACAGGCUCUCUGCAGGUUGCGCUCUGCGCCGCAGCCGCCAGGUGUGCGCCAGCUCGGACCCGGGCCAGUCCGCAGCCCGAAGCGUGGCCGAUGCUCCCAGAGGGCGCCCAGCCCGUCCCGCUCCUCCGCCGCCGUCUCCUCUCCUCCUGCCUCGCCCGCCCGUCUCGGUUUCCAGAACCCGACAGCUUCGGAAGAGGCGCGUUCCGUCCAUCACCUCCUUGAUUCUCGCCGCCUCCUCUUAGCAGCCUGCCUGGGCUCCCUACUGCCUGCUCUUGGCCUUUCCCCACUCUGCCCUGGAGGACAUUUUCCAGCCUAUGCACUAUGUCUCCACUCUCCUCUGCUUGAGAGGUGGCAUCCCAUCUUCAGGACUGGUCCCACAGCUCCUUCAGGACGAGCUCUGGCCCCUGCCUCACGGACCUCUGUGCUGGGGACUGCCUCAGUGUCCUCAUCUGCCCUAGCCCGAGGGAGGAGGAAGGAGGGAGGAGAGCUGGCUGUUCCUGGAGAGGCAGCAACUGAGGAUUUCAGACCACGGCAAGAGCAGGCUAACAGAGCACAGGCUCCGGACGCGCAGGCUCAGCGGCCAUGGCUCACGGGCCCAGCUGCUCCGCGGCAUGUGGGAUCUUCCCGGACCGGGGCACGAACCCGUGUCCCCUGCAUCAGCAAGUGGACUCUCAACCACUACGCCACCAGGGAAGCCCUAGAGCAUUUUUUUUAACAAAGACUUUACCUAGAUUACUUUUAAAGCUCAAUUAUGGACAUUUCCAAACAUGCACAAAGGUAAAGAGAAGAGAAUAAAAUACCUCCAGGUAUCCAUCACCCCAUCAUCUGAUUUUAUUCAUCUCCAUAUAAACCCUCCCCCAUGCCCCCAGCCCCUCCGCCACUCCAGGUUACUUUAUUUUAUUUAUUUUUGGGCACACCGCUCAGCAUGUGGGAUCUUAGUUCCCUGACCAGGGAUUGAACCUGCGCCCCCCACAUUGGAAGCACGGGGUCUUAACCAUUGGACUGCCAGGGAAGUCCACUCCGGGUUAUUUUAAAGCAAAGACCAGACAUUAUGAUAUUUCAUCCAUCAAUAUUUCAGUGUAGACAAGCAUUUUAAAUUGUAAUAUGCAUUUAUUUUAGGCCAGGUGAUUUCAUAGGUAAGAAGGGUUCAGACUCCUCAGGGUCUGCCAGGUAGGGCCACCUGGUGGUCUCUGCUUUGCCCUCCACCUGGUGCACCAGGGUCACUGCUCUCCUGAGAGGGAACAAGGAAGCUCCUUCCUCUCUCUUGCCUUCAAGGGAGGGCCAGGAGGAAUGACCUUGGGGUCACCUGUAGGACUCCUGUAUGUGUGGAAAAGAUUGCUGAUGUGCUGAAGUGCAGGCUUCAGUGCCAAGACAGGAAUGCUUCCCACGGUGGGUGGGAGCCACGGCCUGACCAGUUAGGUCGUGGUCUUGGGGAUCUCAGCUACUUGGCCACCCAUGCACCCCCUUACUCACAUGUCCACCCAGCAGGCACCUCAUCUGCCCUUCCAUUUAUCCAUGCCCUGCCCUGGGCCCUAAUACAUGAAACACCACAGACCUUGGAAGUCUGCAAAUCAGCCCUCUCCCCUGUGUCUUCUGCCCAGGCAGAGGUUUCCCCAGGCCCCUGCUUUGUUCCCCUUCCUUAGCCCACUGAGUAGAUAUGCCUGACGCAGACUGCCUAUCUGGCUUCCAUCCCCAACCCACAGAGGCUCAACUCAGACUAAGAGACGUGACGGCUGCGGCCUGUAUGCAGACAUUCAUUUGGCCCUACCCAGGAGAGCCAGACAGGCUGGCACAUACCCUCACCUGCCUGGCAUG
Physeter macrocephalus (sperm whale) is the source of this 1886-nucleotide messenger RNA. RefSeq lists its product as uncharacterized. NCBI's taxonomy places the organism in Eukaryota, Metazoa, Chordata, Mammalia, Artiodactyla, Physeteridae. The transcript is spliced from 5 exons. Bases 1 to 786 code for a protein of 261 amino acids. The record is from RefSeq and is a predicted model, not a curated record.